UGUGUAUCUAUUCCUUAGGCAAUGAUACUCAACAUGUAGAGUUAUAAGAGCUCUUAGGGCACCAAAAUAUUCCAAUCUUGCAAUGGUUGAAAUCUUAAUCAAUAUGUUAUGCUUUAUUCUCUUCACAUGUGAAACUCAAGUAAUUAUUUCAAGUGCCAUAAAUCAUAAUCUUUCUUAUAAAUAUACAGCCAAAUCAUUUCACAUUCAUACACAUCCAAUUUUCUUGAAAAUGAGUUCACUAACUACCCCUUCUACCUUGAUUCCAAAUAAAAAAUCCCCAACAAUUUCCCAAUUUUCUUUUCAUCCAAAAAAGAAACUACAACUUCAUCAUGACCAAAAAUAUAUUUCUAGUUUUGUUGAUUUAAACCAAGUUUCAUCCAAAAGGAAUUGCCUAUUAUACCCUUUGAAAUGUAAUGCUAAGGAUAAUUCAGAAAAUAAUAAUCCAGAAGAUCAAGGUCAAAGAGCUAUUGAAACAGUACAAAAACUUUAUAAUUCACUACAAAAUAAAAAUCUUAAUGAACUUUAUGAUAUAAUUGGAGAGGAAUGUAGAUGUAUUAGCAAUGUUGCUUCUUCCUUACAAACUUUCUAUGGCAAGGAGCAAGUAAUAAAUUUCUUCAAUUCAAUCAAUAAAUUCUUGGGGGAUAAUAGUAACGUUGAGUUUGUUAUUAUUCCCACUAAUGAUGGAACAACUGUUGGGGUUGCUUGGGAAACAGCAAGCGAUGACACUCAUAUUCCUAUUGGAAAAGGUUUCGGAGUCUAUUAUUGCUAUUAUUACAAGGGCAAGAUGACGAUAAGGAAUGUGGAGAUAUUCAUGGAGCCACUCCUUCGUAUCGAGCCACUUAGAUUGAAAAUAUCAUCCUUUCUUUUGAGAGCAAUUCAAAAGAUGACAGAGCUUUUCAAGGGAAAGAAGAAACAGGCUAUCAAAAUCUUGUCUAUGAUUCUACUAUUUGUAGCUCUACUGUACUUGAUCAAGAACUCUAGGAACUUCAUAUAAUUGACUAACAAAAGUAUUUGUAGUUACG
Molecule: messenger RNA, 1022 nt
Organism: Capsicum annuum
Lineage: Eukaryota; Viridiplantae; Streptophyta; Magnoliopsida; Solanales; Solanaceae
Exons: 5
Coding region: 83-994 (303 amino acids)
Source: RefSeq, a predicted model, not a curated record